Pseudomassariella vexata is the source of this 1614-nucleotide messenger RNA. Its product is annotated as cytochrome P450. Gene Ontology annotation, molecular function: monooxygenase activity; heme binding; oxidoreductase activity, acting on paired donors, with incorporation or reduction of molecular oxygen. NCBI's taxonomy places the organism in Eukaryota, Fungi, Ascomycota, Sordariomycetes, Amphisphaeriales, Pseudomassariaceae. Bases 1 to 1611 code for a protein of 536 amino acids. The record is from RefSeq and is a predicted model, not a curated record. The transcript has 9 exons.
AUGGAGGUUGUGGUGGCAAACAUAUGGGCAUUGGCUGCUUCCUACUUCUGCUACUUGUUACUAUCAUUCAUGACUUCCCAGUCCGCCGCCGCGCGAGAUCAGACCCUGCAUUCCACCAAACCAUCAUUGCUAUCCCUUCUAUCCACAGGUCCUUGGAAUUUGGCCCUGGACCCCCUUUCUGCGUUCAAUGGCUUUCUCGCUCUGGCAUUCAUCAGUUGGGAUCUUUUCGGUCAUGGGUCAUACCAUCGCCAGAUCAUGAAAAUGCACGAUGAAUAUGGACCCAUUGUGCGUGUCAAUCCAAACGAGCUGGUAGUUCAAGAUGCGGAAUUCUUCCAAACGCUGUACGUAGCAGGAGGCGUCGGAGACGUCAGACGCACGCAGCUACGUCCAGGAUUGGGCAACGGCAAUGAUAUGGACCGUGCUCACCCCUAUACCGUGGGUCAUGAUUCCCACCGUCGGCGCCGGAGGCCCCUCGAGCCAUUCUUCUCCUGGCUUGGGGUCAGUCAACAUCAUCCACUACUGUCAGAAAUGGCGGCCACACUCGUCAAGCGCCUGGAAGACAAACGCGAAACGAAAUCGGUAGUUCGGCUUGAUCAUGCAUUUUUCGCAUUCGCGGGCGACUUCGUGACUCGAAUCUGUUUCAAGAAUCCUGCCUGGUCAUUUCUCGAGGAGCCCGAUUUUGGCCCCGGAUGGUAUGAGUUGUUGACUACUAUGGUCCGCUUUUCUCUAGUUCUGCAGAACUUCGGCUGGAUUGCAAAGAUGCCGCAGUGGAUUCUGAAACGUCAUCUUGAGAUGUUCUAUCCGCCUGUCCGAUAUUUGAGGGAAUGGAAAGACAUGUCCCUUGCUUCAGUGACUGAAGAGAUGCGAAUAACCCAGUCCCAGAAGUCACUUGCUCAUCGGGAAAACCACGCCAAACCCAACUCUCUCUUUGAGCGUCUAUUCAACAGUGACUUGCCAGCAUCCGUAUUAACCAUAGACCGGAUUGUCAACGAGGCGCAUAUACUUCUGCUCACUGAAACUAUGUUUGUGGCUCGAUCGAUGGAUCAUUUAGUAUUUCAAAUCCUUUCGAAUCCGGAGAUCCACAACAGGCUGAGCGAAGAACUUCGCAAUGCCAUGGCGGAGCAUCCAAGGGAACCGCCGUCGGUCCAUCGUCUACAACAACUGCCGUACCUUCAGUCUUGUAUCAAAGAAGGACUUCGACUCAGCAUUUCCACCUUGCAUACGCGGCCCCGAGUGUCUCCAGACGUUGAACUUCAUUACAAGGAAUGGGUUAUUCCUCGUGGGACCGCGGUUGGGAUGCACAUAUACUCGAUGCAUAUGGACCCUGAGGUAUAUCCGGAGCCGGCCACCUUCCAGCCAGCCAGAUGGUUGGGAGAUAUUGAUCCGAGGAUGGCCAGAAACUGGGUGCCUUUCAUGAAAGGCUCCCACGGCUGUUUGGAUUCCUCUUUGGCUUUGGCGGAGAUAUCCAUAGUGAUAUAUGCUCUCUUCGGUCCGAAAGGACCGAAAUUGAAGCUUUACGAGACAGAUGCGUCAGAUGUUAGACGAGUACAUGGGUUUGUGGGAUCACGCCCACGGAUGCAAAGCAAUGGAGUCAGAGUCACGGUUGAAUGACUG